Caenorhabditis elegans is the source of this 1587-nucleotide messenger RNA. It is a transcript of the gene stam-1, whose product is annotated as Signal transducing adapter molecule 1. Gene Ontology annotation, molecular function: phosphatidylinositol binding; ubiquitin binding. The record is from RefSeq and is marked reviewed. Lineage: Eukaryota; Metazoa; Nematoda; Chromadorea; Rhabditida; Rhabditidae. Gene Ontology annotation, biological process: vesicle-mediated transport; vacuolar transport; intercellular transport. Bases 57 to 1430 code for a protein of 457 amino acids. The transcript is spliced from 7 exons. Gene Ontology annotation, cellular component: cilium; endosome.
UUUCAGUGAGACUCAUUCAAUUGAACCUGAUCACGUGCUGAAAGUCUGCUGUAACAAUGAAGAAACAAAAGUCAUUUCCAAUGUCUGCUUAUGAGGAUUUGCUCGGAAAAAUCACUGCUCCAACUAUCACUGUUGAGAAUUGGGAGGGAAUUCUCGCAUUUUGUGAUAUGAUUAAUAACGACUUCGAGGGAUCGAAAACAGGAAUCAAAUCACUUCGUAAACGUCUCAACAAUCGUGAUCCUCAUGUUGUCCUUCUAGCGAUUUCUGUACUUGAUUCGUGUUGGGCAAACUGUGAAGAAAGAUUCAGAAAGGAAGUAUCGUCUGCACAAUUUAUCAAUGAACUCAAAGCUCUUUGUACAUCGAGUCAACGCCAAGUUGCUGAAAAAAUGCGAUUAACUGUUCAAAAAUGGGUGGAUACAGAAUGCAAAACUGAACAAUCACUGUCACUUAUCGUCACUCUUCACAAAAAUCUUGUUGCUGAUGGCUACUCAUUUGUUGUGGAUGAUCCAAAAAGUAAAACGAAAGCGAUUGAUGCAAAGUUUGCAAAUGAUCCGAAUUAUGUUGGAUCUGCUCAGGAAGAAGAAGCAAUCGCAAAAGCCAUUGCUGCUUCAUUGGCGGAUGCAGAGAAACAGGAAAAAGCAAAAAAAUCAACAUCCACAAUGUAUCCAUCAGCAAAAGCAAGUAGUCCAGCAGUUCAGACUAAUUCGAAUAUUCCGGAAAAGAAUGUUCGAGCGUUAUACGAUUUUGAGGCUGCUGAAAGCAAUGAAUUAUCUUUUGUUGCUGGAGAUAUUAUUACAAUUACUGAUGAAAGCAAUCCCCACUGGUGGACUGGUCGUAUUGGUACCCAACAGGGACUUUUCCCAUCCAGCUUCGUUACUAAUCAACUCGAUGAUCUAAAAUCAAAAGAGACGGAUUCAUCACAGAAAGCCCCAGAAGUUGUAGCCUCAAUUAAUGAAGCAAUCCUUGUUCGUUGUCUUCAAGUACUCCAUGAAUGUGAUCCUACCGGUGAACGACAGGAUCCAGAGGAUUUGGCCCAACUAGAAGCCGCCUCGUAUGCUCAAGGAAAUCUCAUUGAUGCACAUUUGGCUAGUAUUGAUCGACAGAGCAACUCUCUAGCACAAAUCGAUGUGGCUAUUCGUGAUGUGCUCGCACUUUAUGAUGAUGCGAUUCAGAAGGGAGGAUUUCAGCAUCAAAGUCAAGGAAUGUACCAACAACCAAUGCAACAGUACAACUAUCAGCAACCACCAAACCGAGCAUAUUACCCACCUACCGGUCCUGUCCAACAACAGCAGCCACAACAAUAUCCUCCACAACACUAUCCGGCUCCUGGAGCACAACCACAGUACGCAUGCCCACCGAAUUCUGUUCCCCAACCUCAACAACAGCAACAACAAUGGCCUGCUCCGUCUUCACAGCCUCAACAAUAUUAACUUUUUGAUUUGUUGUGAAUAUCACCUUUUCCUCCUUGAAUCUGUAACUAGUUCCAUUGAUAUUGUGAUCACUUCUAACUUAUUUUUCUCGAUUCGCCACCCGUUUCUGUAUAGUCUUUUGCUUCCUCGAGUUCUCGAUAAGAUAAAAAUGAAUUCU